This is a messenger RNA of Nerophis lumbriciformis (worm pipefish), 1164 nucleotides long. Lineage: Eukaryota; Metazoa; Chordata; Actinopteri; Syngnathiformes; Syngnathidae. The record is from RefSeq and is a predicted model, not a curated record.
AUGUCAGACACUAUUGAACAAGUCUGUCAAAAGAUGGCCAACCUUCAGCUUAAGGGAUUGACAGCAGAGGAUGAGUUUCCGGAUCUCAGUCAACACAACAAUCACAUGGCCAAGUUCUUAAACAUGGACAUGUACAAAACACUGAGGGAGCGGACCACCCCCAAUGGCUUUACCAUAGACCGAGUCAUCCAGACAGGCGUGGAUAAUCCAGGUCACCCCUUUAUCAUGACUGUGGGAUGUGUUGCUGGAGAUGAGGAGUCAUAUGAAGUCUUCAAAGAGCUGCUGGACCUCGUCAUUGAGGACAGACAUGGAGGUUACAAACCAACAGACAUGCAUAAGACUGACCUUAACCCAGAAAACCUCAUGGGAGGCGACGACCUUGACCCAGAAUAUGUUUUGAGCUCCCGUGUCAGAACAGGCCGUAGCGUCCGCGGCUUCUGCCUACCGCCCCUCUGCAGGCGAGGAGAGAGACGUGCUGUUGAGAAGCUCUCCGUUGAAGUUCUGGGUUCACUUACUGGAGACCUGCAGGGGAAAUAUUAUUCCUUGAGAGACCUGUCAGAAGCUGAGCAGCAGCAGAUGAUUGACGACCACCUGCUGUUUGACAAGCCAGUGUCCCCUCUGCUGCUGGCUUCAAGAAUGGCUCGUGACUGGCCCGAUGCUAGAGGCAUAUGGCAUAAUGAAAAAAAGACAUUUUUGGUGUGGGUGAACGAAGAGGACCAUUUACGAGUGAUCUCCAUGCAAAAGGGUGGUAACUUGAAGGAAGUGUUUACUCGUUUCUGCACCGGACUCACAGAGAUUGAAUCUUUGUUCAAAAACAAAGGGUUUUCUUUCAUGUGGAAUGAGCACCUUGGCUACAUCCUGACUUGCCCAUCCAACCUGGGAACUGGGCUACGUGCUGGUGUGCAUGUGAAGUUACCAAACAUGAGCGGUAAUCCCGAGUUUGAAGAAAUCCUUAAAAGACUGAGGCUGCAGAAACGUGGCACGGGUGGUGUGGAUACUGAUGCCGUGGAUGGUGUCUUUGACAUCUCAAAUGCUGAUAGACUCGGCUUCUCUGAGGUGGAGCUGGUACAGAUGGUCGUCGAUGGUGUGAAGUUGCUGGUGGAGAUGGAAAAGAAACUGGCGGCGGGUGAGCCCAUUGAUGAAUUAAUGCCCAACCAGAAGUAG